AAUGUCUCGGACUAAAAGGCGCGAGUGUGAGGGAGGAGGAGGGCGAGGCCUAGCCUCUUCUUCGGAGGAAGGGCCCGCCUCGGCCUCGCCUAGCAGCGAGGCCGAGGGAGGAGCGAGGCCCAGCGGAGGCUGGGUCCCAGGGCGCUCCAGGCCGGAGUGUGCCGCCCUCAUGUCCUCAGGCAGCGGCCUCAAGCGCUCCAGGCGAGAGAGGAGGGAACCCCUGCCCAGCAGCAGCAGCAGCAGUAGCCAUGGCCCCGAGAGGAAAGAGCCCAGGAGGAGGAGGAAGGAGGAGGAGGAGAGGCAGCAGCGCGGAGGAGUGGAGCAGAUCCAACAGAUCCAGCACUUGGAGUCCUUCUAUGAGAAACUUCCUCCAGGGCUUAUUAAGGAAAAUGAGACUAAACCAGAGGACUGCAUUCCUGAUGUACCUGGCAAUGAACACGCACGAGAGUUCCUGGCACAUGCUCCAACGAAAGGGCUCUGGAUGCCACUAGGGAAGGAAGUCAAAGUUAUGCAAUGUUGGAGAUGUAAACGUUAUGGACACCGGACAGGGGAUAAAGAAUGUCCAUUCUUCAUUAAAGGCAACCAGAAAUUAGAACAAUUCAGAGUAGCACAUGAAGACCCCAUGUAUGAUAUAAUAAGAGAAAAUAAGCGACAUGAGAAGGAAAUGCGAAUACAGCAGUUGAAGCAGCUGCUGGAGGACUCUACUUCGGAUGAUGACAGCAGCAGUGACAGUUCCAGUUCUUCAGGGUGCCAGGAAAAGGGCAAGAAAAAGCGAAAGAAGAAGGAGAAAAAGAAAGAAAAGAAAAAGAAGAAAAAGAAAAGGAAGCACAAAUCUAAAUCUGACAAGAGAUCUGAAUCAGAUUGACUGCCUCUAUAGUAAAUUUACAAUGUGUUGUGAAGCAUCCAAAGAAUCAUCCUUCCCCAAGGGCUUUGGAAAAGUUUCAGGGCACAGUCCACAAACAUGUUUACAUACGUCAUGUCAUUUUGUGAAGUACCACAGGUCCUCCUGCUGUUCCUCCAUGUUGAAUUUUUCGUGUCCCUGGGGUUUUUUUUUAGGCAAAGUGUAAAAGAGCUGCUACUACAAGAAACUAACUCUGGUGUGUGUCUGUGUGUUACCAUCUCACCCCAAGCAGCAUUUUCUGUGUGGUAGGGUUUUGGGGUUAUUCUUUUUGUAUUGUAUUGUAGCCCCAUUUUUCUUUUUAGCCCACUAAGACUUUUAAAAUAAUCAGUCAAGGGGGUGUUAAGUAGAAGGAAGUUGUCAGGAAGAAAGCUUACAAAGUAACAGUGAAAGUACACUGGGCCCUUCAUCUUUGCGGGAGUUAGGGGCACAGGACCCCAGUGAAAGUGGAAAAACGCAAAUACAAAAACAGUAAUUUUUUUACCUGACAACACCUCUAGGAUUCGCUAGGCUCUCUAGUACAAGUCUUCAUUCAUUCAGAGUUUUCAUAACCCACUCUUUUGCCAGAGUGACUUACAAAUUGUUAAUUACAUAUUCCUUGCCCUCAGGUUUACAGUGCAAAUGAGACAUGAAACAAAAGGAGAAGGGAAUAUAGUGGAGAAGAGGAUCAAGUCCAAUGGUUCUUCUCCCUCUGAGGCCAUGGAAUGGAGGGAGGAAUAGACCCACUCUGGAGGACCUACAAAUGCUUAGAGAAGUAUUUUCUCUAAAAAAAUAUCUAGGUCCUCCAGUGUAACUGUGGUUAACUUCUGGCAGAGUUUUGCUAGAGGAUCUAGAGAUACCUAGAGAGAUUAUAUUAAUCAAAUCUGCAAAUAAAGCCUCAAAUGUGGAAAGCCAACUGUAUAUACAAAUGCUUCUUGGUCACAGCCUAGGAGAUUAAUCAGAAAAAAAAACUCCUCUAGUCUUCCCACAAGCAAGAUCUCUGUGGUGUUGUCCAGGAUUCAUUGGAUGGUAAUACAGAAAGACAAAGGCUUAAAGCAUGAAUCUAUAACUGAGUUUGGUGUGGACUGCCUUCAGCUAAAUGUUGGGUUUUUAACAGAGACUUUUAAAAAGCUAAAUCGUGUGAUUAAAAGACAGAUCAGUCAUAGAUGCUGGUUUGUUUGCUACAAGAAAAUAUUUUGACUCGGAUGUAAUUUAAUGUGUACAAGAGUUAUUCUCUCCUUAGCAUAAUGCCAUAGCGUACCACUUGUACAACCUGCUAAACCACAGAUGGUAACAGCUGGCCUUCCACAUAUUGUUGAACUGUAAAUCCCAUCACUCCAUGUCAGUGGAGCAUCUGAAGGCUCAUCAUACCUGGACUAAGUCAAAGGCAGUCCGCUGCCCAAAUAUGACAGACUACCAAUUAUGAUAUAUCUUUUGUUUGGACUACUGUAAAUACUCGCGUAUAAGUUGAAAAAUUUAUACUAUAAAAUUGACCCAAAACACUUGGGUCAAUUUAUACACAAGUCAAUAUGAUAACAAGAUGGCAGGGAGAGCGAUCGUUCGCGCCCCAAGCCUCUUCCCAGCCCAGCUGUCUCUGGAGGGGGCAGCUGGGCUGGGAAAACAAGGAGAGGACAUCCUUUAUGUGCCCUUAAGUUUUACUCUCGACUUAUCCAUGGAUCAUAUAAAAAUCCAGAAUUUUUGCCCCCAAACCUACCCUCAACUUAUACACAAGGUAAACCUGUACAUGAGUAUAUAUGGUACUCACUUGAAACUAUGGCAAUAGGGCUUUUUUCUAAAGCAGCUCUGCACAAUAAUUUCAUUCCGCUUGUCAGAUCAUAAAUUGCACAGGGCUCUCUUAAAGUUUUCCAUGUCAUGUGAGUUAUUGAUAGACUGUUGUGUGUUUGAGCAAUUCUUUAGGAGUUCCAUGUAUUCUGGAUGUGGAACCAUUAGAGGCCUAAGCCCAAUUGAUAUAAAUCCAAAUCUACAUGAAUACCUCCUCUUAAACUGCAAUAUUAGCUGAAGAGGCAGCUAAGAUGUACAAUAGGUUUGGCAUUGGCAAUAGAAAACUAGGCUGUGAUUUCAGUAUUUUCUUAUCCUGUGAAUCCAUUUUUUUUUAAAUUAUUGAGAACAUUAAAAAUAAUUUUGGUUCCCUGCAAAAUUUGAUCUACAAACAUUAAACCCUGUCUUGCUAUCUUUUUAACAAA
Molecule: messenger RNA, 3081 nt
Organism: Sceloporus undulatus (fence lizard)
Lineage: Eukaryota; Metazoa; Chordata; Lepidosauria; Squamata; Phrynosomatidae
Product: retinitis pigmentosa 9 protein homolog
Exons: 6
Coding region: 2-865 (287 amino acids)
Biological process (GO): RNA splicing
Source: RefSeq, a predicted model, not a curated record